Messenger RNA from Cantharellus anzutake, 1645 nucleotides. RefSeq lists its product as uncharacterized. The record is from RefSeq and is a predicted model, not a curated record. The transcript has a single exon. Bases 280 to 1455 code for a protein of 391 amino acids. Lineage: Eukaryota; Fungi; Basidiomycota; Agaricomycetes; Cantharellales; Hydnaceae.
CGAAACCAUUCAUCUCAUGUUUCAAGGAUGUGAUGUCAUUUUUGAUAGCAUCACAAUUCAAUCCAAGCUUUGAGAGAUUUGGAACCGGCGGCAAACCAUAUCGCCAAGCACGGGCCAUCGUAUCUCUAUCGAUCGUUCCUCCCUUUUGCUCCACUCUCAUCAUCCAUUUACAAAUUAUACGGUUCUCUUUCGGACCCUAUCCGGAUCUUCUCCAUUUUUGGCGAGUUCUCUGGUGACACCAUCCCGUCAAGCGAGGAUUUGCUCAGCGCCCAAGAGGCUAUGCAGGCAAAGUUGCGUAAACUACGGGAGAUUGACGAAUCGGGAAUUGAGGUGGUCAAUUACGAAGCUGAAUUCCACGAACCUGAUAUUCGUAAUGUCAUAGUGGUAUGCGCUGCACUCUCCCUUGAUGGCCGCUAUGUUGCGCUUGGGUUUGGCAACGGUAUUAUUGAAGUUGCCGAUAUUGACCAUCAAUGUACGGUCUGCCGAUUGCAGCACGAUCCAGCCAAUCCCCCGAUCUGGAUCGAGUUUGUCCAUGGUAGCCACCGAGUUGCUACUGAGGACAUUGGUGGACACGUCACAGUCCUCGGCCAUGACAUGACCCCCGUGAAACUGGGCACCCUUCCCACUGGCCCCUAUUCUGCUGGAACUGCAGUAUCAGAUAAUGAAUCACUUGUCAUACGAGUUCCACAAAAUUUCGACAACCCAUGGUACGACAAUAUGAUACUCAUAUCUGUUCUUGAGGAUCCAUCCAUUCAGCCCCUUGCCUCGCCUUCCUCCCCCUCCUCUCUGUCCUCCCCAUUGAUUCAUGUCGGGUUGCACACACCUCACCGUCGAACGCUUGGGUUCUCACCAGGAGCGCAAUAUAUUGGUGCUUUUGAUGGGAUCCGAGCUUUCACCUGGUCAACGAAGUCGUGUGAAUUCAUUGCAUCUUAUUGCGUGACGAAGUUCGAUUCUUGGAUUAUUAGGUCCAGUAUCAUCCCUCCGAGUGGCUCAUAUCUCGUGCCUCCAGUAGAAGGCAAGGCAGCUUAUACACUUCAUUCCGAGGCGGAUGCAGGGCCUGAUUCAGAAGAUGAGUCCUGGAUCAAGUGUCCAUUUUACGACUUCUCGCCAAGCAUCUCAAGAGGAAUCCUGCCCUCCAGUGUCCAUUCAUCUGUUACAGGAAGAACCCCGUUAAUCGAGUCCUCAUCAGUGUGGAUUAACGGCAGUGUAGAACUCAUAGUUCCAGUGGACUUUGAACCCCAUGAAACCUGUGCCUGGUAUGGUGAUCGAAUACCACCUGAUGUUAUGGGGCUCUACCGCCCUCAGUCCAGCAGAGAUGGAACUCGAUUUCUACUCCAGGGUCAGCGAAGAGCCCCAAUUGUUGUUGAUAUCAGCCAAAUUCGUUUGCCUUCGCCAGUGGAUUUGAGUGGGAUGCGAGAUUCUGACGUACUUCAUUCAUGGAGUUCCGGAAGGUAGGAAGGAUUCACACAUACAUGACAUAUCUUUCCACUCAACUUUCUUUAUUCCACUGUGUUACUGUAAUUCCAUUCUGCAUGCUCAACUUACAGCCGCUCAUUACUUUACCUUGGGAAUAAUUUCACCUUCGCCGAGGGAAUGAGAAAUGUGGUAGGAUAGUUCUAUAAUUGAAGUAUUCCCUCUUUCCCGA